AUGGCUGAAGAUCUGCGUUGGCACUAUACCAAUGCCACUGAAGACGGUACAAUGCGGCACCCCGUUGAUUCUAUCUCUUGGGCACAAGUGAAUGCUAAAUGGCCAGACUUUGCUGCUGAUCCACGGAAUCUUCGACUUGGGAUUUCCACAGAUGGGAUGAACCCUUUCUCCAUGCAAAGCACCAAUCACAGCACAUGGCCAGCUGAGAAUAUAAAUGUUGACUUGUUGAUCCCUGGUCCUACUGCUCCUGGUAAUAACAUAGAUGUUUACCUAGCACCACUGAUAGACGAUCUAAAAGAUUUGUGGGCUGAGGGUAUUGAAGUGUAUGACUCAUUUGCGAAGGAGAAUUUUAAUCUCAGAGCCUUGCUGCUUUGGAGUAUCAGUGACUAUCCAGCCUUAGGAACACUGUCUGGAUGUAAAGUAAAGGGGAAACAAGCCUGCAAUGUAUGCGGAAAGGAUACACCUGCAAGGUGGCUUAAGUUUAGCCGCAAGUUUGUCUACAUGGGUAACAGAAGGAGACUACCGCCUGGCCAUCGUUACAGAUAUAAAAAAGCUUGGUUUGACAACACUGUGGAGGAAGUGAAUGCGAAUAGGAUACAAACAGGCGCUGAGAUAUAUGAAACACUACAAGCUUUACGAAUGAUUUUGGAGUUACCUGUUCGUCACAAUAUUGAUGUUAUGCACGUAGAAAAGAAUGUGUCUGAUGCUAUAUUGUCUCUGUUGAUGCAAAGUGCGAAGUCAAAAGAUGGGUUGAAAGCAAGAAAAGACUUAGAAGAUAUUGGAAUCAGAAAGCACUUGCACACAGAGGUGAGGGGAAAGAAAACAUACUUACCUCCUGCUGCCUACUGGUUAUCGAAGAAAGAGAAGACCAUUUUUUGCCAAAGGUACAUGAAAACACUAAAGGCUUUUGUGAAGAAUUAUGCAAGGCCAGAAGCAUGUAUGGCUGAGGCGUAUUUGGCUGGAGAAUGCGUUGCAUUCUGUUUAGAGUUCCUUAAAGAUUCAGUACCAGUUCAAGAAGCAGUUAAUCGUAAUGAAGAUGUCGAGACUGACACAAUGGUGGUUGAAGGCCGACCUCUGCAGAAGGGUAUAGAGGUUACCCUUUCAGAUAAAGAUAGAGACAUUGCACAUCGCUAUGUGCUAAUGAACAUGGCAUCUUUGGAUCCAUUUCUUGAGAUGCAUUUGGAAGAGUUGCAAGCAAAGGAUGCUCGAUUGGCUAGAAAUGAAACUUUGUUAUGGAAAUACCAUACUGACCACUUUGCAGAAUGGCUUAAAAAUAAGAUUCAUUCAGACUCAACAGAUAGUCAUUCUAAGGAGAUAAGGUGGUUGGCAUUUGGGCCAAGAAAUGUUGCUUUAGCACAUAAAGGAUUCAUCAUCAAUGGCCAACGGUUUCAUACUGAUGCGGUCAAGCUGAAGACACAAAACAGUGGAGUAACUUAUGAAGCCUUUAGCAUGUGUAGAUCAAGUGCUCGAGAUAUGAGACAGGUUUUCUACUCUAGGGAGGAUGAUGCUUCAAAUUGGUAUGUUGUUAUGAGAGCACCACCUAGAGGUUAUCAUGAGUUGGAAACAGAAGAGGAUUUAGGUGGUGCUCCUUUACCUGUCCAAGAAGUUGAUGAUAUGGGUGAUGAAGCUUCAGAUGAUGAUAGUGUUUAUGUUAGGGAUGAUUGUGAAGGUUUAUUAGUGGUAGAUUAA
Raphanus sativus (radish) is the source of this 1689-nucleotide messenger RNA. RefSeq lists its product as uncharacterized. The coding region runs from base 1 to 1689 and encodes 562 amino acids. The transcript has 7 exons. NCBI's taxonomy places the organism in Eukaryota, Viridiplantae, Streptophyta, Magnoliopsida, Brassicales, Brassicaceae. The record is from RefSeq and is a predicted model, not a curated record.